UUUCCUCUCAAUCAUUAGCUUCCUCUCCCUCUCCCUCUCCUCCUCCUCUGAAUGUGUUUUCAGUAACAAGAGAAUCAAGAACCACUAUUCUCUCUUCCAAAAAUCUACUCCAAACAUGUCUAACAACAACGACGGAGCUCUUGUCGUGAAGAAACCUCCGGCGAAAGAUAGACACAGCAAAGUAGAUGGAAGAGGGAGAAGGAUACGUAUGCCUAUCAUCUGCGCAGCUCGUGUCUUCCAGCUGACAAGAGAGCUCGGCCACAAAUCGGACGGCCAAACUAUCGAGUGGCUACUGCGUCAAGCCGAGCCUUCAAUCAUAGCCGCGACAGGAACCGGCACAACUCCGGCGAGUUUCUCCACCGCGUCAGCCUCUCUCCGAGGAAACUCCACCACUUUGUCCUCGUCUCUAGAUCAUAAGCCUUUGCUAGGUUCCUCACCGUUUAUACUCGGAAAACGUGUGAGAGCCGACGAGGAUACACCGUCUGGGUUCUGGGCGGUUCCGGCGAGGCCGGAGUUCGGACAGGUCUGGAGCUUUGCCGCAGGAGGUCCACAAGAGAUGUUCUUACAACAGCAACAGCAACAAGCUGCAAUGGGUGAAGCGUCAGCAGCUAGAGUCGGGAACUAUCUUCCGGGUCAUCUUAAUUUGCUUGCUUCUUUAUCUAGUGGAGCUCCCGGGUCGGGUCGGAGAGAGGGUGAUGACCAGCGUUGAUGCCUUGAUUGUGAAGUUAAACCCCUUUUUUAGUUUUGGUAUAUUAAUAUUAAUCUAUGUUUCUCUAUUGUCGUUUCGGUCAAUAUCAAUCUCUUGCAUUGUUUACUCGA
Raphanus sativus (radish) is the source of this 819-nucleotide messenger RNA. Its product is annotated as transcription factor TCP7-like. The record is from RefSeq and is a predicted model, not a curated record. Gene Ontology annotation, cellular component: nucleus. NCBI's taxonomy places the organism in Eukaryota, Viridiplantae, Streptophyta, Magnoliopsida, Brassicales, Brassicaceae. The coding region runs from base 116 to 709 and encodes 197 amino acids. The transcript has a single exon. Gene Ontology annotation, molecular function: DNA-binding transcription factor activity; sequence-specific DNA binding. Gene Ontology annotation, biological process: regulation of circadian rhythm.